AGCCACAGAGCUCAAUGUUGAUGACCCAAAGAUUGCAACUACCCUCGGCCAGUGAUGAGGAACUCUCACAGUUCACAGAAUCUGAUGGUGGAAGUGUAGCUGGUAUUGAAGGAAUUCAACCAAUAGAGGAUACACCAUCACAGGUUUCCGAAGCAAGCGAUGAUGAUGGUGACCUGAAGUCUGAUGCACCUGAUUUGGACCAUGAUGAUGGUAACAAUGACACCCUGGUCCAUGGUGAAGAUGAUGAUGUUGAUAGUGUUGAAGGAUAUAUUGAUGGCAACAUCAGAAAUUCUGAUGUUAUCGCUGAUGACAUUGAUUGUAAUAUUGAUGAUGAUUGUGAUGAUCAUGACAAUGAUCAUGGUAUUGAUGAUAAUGGUGAUGAUCAUGGAAUUAUUGAUAAUCAUGAUGAUAAUCACAAUGAUGCAAAAGAGAAUGUUGGUCUUGGUGGUCAUUCUAAACCUUCAUUUGAUGAUGUUCCAAUCAAACCAGGGUUGGGUGGUCAAACAAGAACCUUUGAAGAACUGUUGAAUCAGCAACUGCAGACUGAGCAACGUAGUCCGAAUGAAAACGAACCUGCUCAACCUACUAGGACUAAUGCAGCCGCGAAGAAAACCUUUCUUAGAAAAGGAGAAGGGAUUGCGAGAUUUGGAAUGAAACCAAAGAUAGUCACAAAACAAGGACAAGCGACAAUGAAAGACAAAAACCUCCAGAACCGUGUCUCAGAAGAAAGGGUGCCGGUCACGCGAAAAACUGCAACGGUGAAGGACUAUGCAACAGUUAAUCAGUCUCGAACACCUGCAGUAGGGGCACAAGCGAUUAAACCUAUCAACGUCCAGAAACCUGAAGGUCCUGUCACACGAAGAAGCCUUCGACACGAAUCUGACCAGGAAAAGCAGCCGUUCUCUCCGAAGAAAGUGCAUUUUACCACCAGACCAUCCCAGGGCCCCGGUGUCUAUAUCGACGAUGAUUCAGAGGAGCAUUCGGAAAGCAGCUCCGAAGACGAGGAAUUGGAUGAAGAUAGUGUUAUCGCCAGGGAAGGCGAGGAGGUCAUCCAGGAUUCCUUUCAAGAACAGAUGAAGAAAUUAGAUGAAUUAGAAGUCGUCGAGAAACAAGAGCUAAAUGAAUUUGAGCUUCUUGAAGAAGCUGCGGCAGCCAACUGCUCGCUGUCGUCAAAUUCGUCAACCGUGCUAAGAAUUUUAGGUACAAAGCAGAAGCAAUGGCAAGCCGAUGUAAACAACAACAUGCUCACUGCGCGUCAAAUGUGGACCGUCAAACGGACAGGUGGGCAAUUAGUCGAAGCAAACACUGAUCCUAACCGGACAUUGACUGAAGAGAAAUCAGAUGAUAGUGGGGACGAUACUUUGAAAGAUCCUGAAGUCGUCAGCGUUCGUUCUUCCCUCGCGCUUUCCGACGGCUUCGACGACACGAAAACGUGGGAGGAACACGACAUCCUGGAUGUAAGUGACGUCACUAAUGACGUCAUGCAUGUGCUGAACACGUCAACCCCAGACGAGAAGAGAAGAAGUGCGCAGGCGCACAACAAAGUUUCUGAGAAUACAUCAUCCACUCCCCCAACGUCUGCACUUGUCACGAAAUUGUUCCCUCAGUUAAAAAAUCAGAAUAAGGUUGAAGUUAUCUCGAGACAUCCGCAGGCUCAGCAACUUAAGCCCGCACCACCUGCCACCGAGCAGGUAGUCGGGCUGGACGGGAUUGGUUCAGGUGAAGCGGGCGGUCCUUUGAACCCUGGCUCGAGUUCUGGAAUGAGCGUUGCUGUUCGAGACAAACUUCAGGAGUUGGAAAAAGAGAUCGAGAAAUUUCGAGAAGAGAAUAUCGGCCUUCAUAGAUUGAGAGAGGAGAGAGAACGGGAUCUUCAAGAGUUGCAAAAGGAACGGGCGUUAUUUGAAAGCCACAAAAGAGAGGAACUUGACAGACUUGAAAAGUUCAAGACGGAGGAAGAAAAAAGAUUAAGGCGGGACAAGAAAGUAUUCGAGCAAUACCAGAAGGCCUCGCGAGCGCUGCCGGAUAAGAAAGAGAGGGAAGAAAUCACAGCACUAAAAGAAAAGGUCAACGAGCUUCAGGAGGACUUGAAGUUGCGCGAAUCUCGCUGGUCAGCGGCUGCUACCCGUUACAAAGAUCGCAUCGGUAACCUAGAGAGGGAGAACCGGGAGAUGAGAGAGGAGGUGAAGCUAUUGGAGAAACAAAAUCUGGAUUUCCAACGAAAAGAACAGCAGAAGAGUCGUGAACUUCAUGAACACAAAGCUUUUGAAAAAAAGAAGUUAAAAAUGGUCGAAGAAAUGCCAACCAAGAGGGGUCCGCUAAGUAAUAACCCGCCAGUUAUCCAGCAGGAAAGAGAUCAUAUUCCGGAGGAAACUGGAAAGUCCAACGCCUUGGAUAAACAGAAACAAAAGCUCUUCGAUAACUCGCAGUUCGCAACGAAGGAUAUUUCGCCUUCCGAGGCAAAAACUACGGUUGAACAAGUUGACAUUAAGUCACGAAAAGUUCAGCAAAUCGAUGAAAAUGAAAAGGAAAGCAUCAGUUCAACUUGUGAACCAUCAAAGGAACAUUCGCCACCAACAAAGCAAGUCAGCUCAGCAAAAUGUGUUCGCUUCCAGGACGAUGCGCUUGACGAGAAAGGAGCAGAAAUCUCGUCUAAACAGCUUUCUCAUAGUGAUGGAAAGCGUGAAACAAUCAAUCCCGAUGGCUCACGUGUAGUGACUUUCACGAACGGGACUCGAAAACAGAUCAGUGCCGAUGGCUUGUCUGUUGUCGUGACGUUCUUUAAUGGUGAUAUUAAACAGAUCUUCCCUGACGAGAGGGUGGAAUAUUACUACGCCGAAGUUCAAACGACCCAUACGACGUAUCCUGAUGGACUUGAAGUUCUCCGAUUUCCCAGUAACCAGAUCGAGAAGCAUUAUCCAGACGGAACUAAAGAGAUUAUCUUCCCUGAUCAGACAGUGAAGUAUCUUUAUACCUCUGGCGCCGAGGAAUGCGUAUUCACCGAUGGCACGGUAGAGAGGAUAAGUGUGGAUGGAGAGAGGAUAGUUGAGUUCCCCAAUGGACAGAGGGAGACAUAUACAAAACUGUAUAAGAAACGCGAAUAUCCUGAUGGCACAGUGAAAACAGUCUAUACUGAUGGUCGGCAAGAAACACGUUACGCUUCCGGGAGACUGCGGGUAAAAGAUGGUGAAGGUAGAUUACUAAUUGAUACCGCUGAACAAAAUGCACAGGCGCAACAAAGCAUGACGUCAGGCAGUUUGAAAAACUAGAUUAUUAAAUUAUUUUGUAUAUACAUACAUGUUGAUUCAGGACACACUGUAAACAACGGUAAUAUCCAGCCCUUUGGGCAUGCUUUAAGAGGGAUAUGAGGUGAGGUGCUGGUUGGGAAACAGAGAGUCUAAGUUUCAGACAGUAAUAUUUUUGCACAAAAGAGGAAACAAAUUGUGUAUAUGAAAUAUGAAU
This is a messenger RNA of Dendronephthya gigantea, 3459 nucleotides long. Its product is annotated as centromere protein J-like. Gene Ontology annotation, molecular function: tubulin binding. The transcript has 20 exons. The record is from RefSeq and is a predicted model, not a curated record. Gene Ontology annotation, biological process: cilium assembly; centriole elongation. Lineage: Eukaryota; Metazoa; Cnidaria; Anthozoa; Malacalcyonacea; Nephtheidae. The coding region runs from base 15 to 3266 and encodes 1083 amino acids. Gene Ontology annotation, cellular component: centrosome; centriole; nucleus.